GGCAGCCCUUUGAGGAGGUGUGUCACCGCCCUCAGGGCAGGAGAGGGGGACAAGAGGCUGCCUGGCCUCUCCCUGUCAAGCAGGGAUGUCCCCGGCGGGGCUCAGGCUGCAGGAGGGGAGCGGCUCGGCUCCCCAUCCCACCGAGGGGCUGCCAGUCCUGCUGCCUGCCUUGUCCGCCCUCCAACGGGGUCAAAAUCUUCAGCUUGAUUGGGAGCAGCCGAGUGACAUCCGUUGGGCUCAGUGCGCCAGGACGAGCAGAGCCUGAGCCCAGGCCAGGAGGAAGCAGUACAGGGCACGACUGAUCUCCCACCCAUUUCCCUGGCCAGAUCUGUGUGGGAACGUGGCAGGAUGGCUCGCAAGAUGAGCAUCGAUGAGCUGGAGGACCAGCUCCUCUGUCCCAUCUGCUUGGAGGUCUUCAAGGAGCCCCUGAUGCUGCAGUGUGGGCACUCAUACUGCAAGUCCUGCGUGGUGUCACUCUCCGGAGAGCUGGACGGGCAGUUCCUGUGCCCCGUGUGCCGCCAAACAGUGGACUGCAGCGCCUCGCCACCCAACGUCACGCUGGCCCGCGUCAUUGAGGCGCUGCAGAGCCGGGUCGAGGCAGAGCCCACCCCAGAGUCCUGCCCAACGCACCACAACCCCAUCAGCCUCUUCUGUGAGGCCGACCAAGAGGUGAUCUGCGGACUGUGCGGCACCAUCGGCAACCACCGCCAGCACAAGAUCACCCCCAUCUCUACCGCGUACUGUCGGAUGAAGGAGGAGCUGUCUGUGCUGCUGACCGAUGUCCACCAGUAUAAGAGGAACCUGGAUGAACACUUCAGCAAGCUCAUCAACAACAAAAGCCGCAUCGCAAACGAGGCGGAUGUCUUCAAGUGGGUGAUCCGGAAGGAAUUCCAGGAGCUGCACAGGUACAUCGACGAGGAGAAAGCCACCUUCCUGGAGAGCAUCGAGGGGAAGGCAGCCCAGCUCAUCACCUCCAUUGAGUCCCAGGUCAAGCAGACGUCAGACGCCCUGCAGAGGCUUAAGGAGAUGCAGACCUCUCUGGAGGCACUCAGCAACGAAAGCCAGCUUGAUUUUAUCCGGAAAUAUGGCUCCUCCCAGUUCAGGUCAGAGCUCCCCAGCCUGCACCCCAGCGAUGGCAUCUUUAGCCCUGUGUCCUUCAAGCCGUGUUUCCACCAAGACGACAUCAAGAUGACCGUGUGGAAGCGCCUGCAGCGCCGUGUCCUGCCAGCUCCAGAGACGCUGAAGCUGGACCCAGUGACAGCACAUCCCCUCCUGGAGCUCUUCAAGGGCGACACAGUGGUGCAGUGUGGGCUGUACCAGCGCCGGGACAGCAACCCCAAGCGUUUCGACUCCAGCAACUGCAUCCUCACCUGCAAGGGCUUCUCCUGCGGCCAGCACUACUGGGAGGUGAUUGUGGGCACCAGGAACCACUGGCGCGUGGGCAUCAUCAAGGGCACGGUCAGCCGCAAAGGGAAGCUCAGCAAGUCUCCCGAGAACGGCGUGUGGCUCAUCGGCCUGAAGGAAGGGAAGGUCUAUGAGGCCUUCAGCACUCCACGGGCCGCCCUGCCGCUGACUGCCCGGCCCCAGCGCAUUGGCAUCUACCUGCACUACGAGAAGGGCGAGCUGACCUUCUACAACGCCGACCACCCCGACGAGCUCAGCCCCAUCUACACCUUCCAGGCGGAGUUCCAGGGCCAGCUCUACCCCAUCGUGGACCUGUGCUGGCCAGAGCGAGGGCCCUACUCGCCCCCCAUCAUCCUGCCCGCGCCUGCCACAAGCCGGCACCCCCGCGUGCCGUACAACCAUCCUGCCCCAGAGGAACCCACGAAGCCGUAGCCUGGCCACGGGACAAGGCGGUGGCCGGCGAGGGCUGUGGCCGAGUCCCAAGGGCCUGCAGCAGAGCAGUCAGGCUGCGUGGAGGGUUGUCCUCACACGGAAGCUGGGGCACUGCAGAGGCAGCUGCAGCAGCACAGGACAGUCCUUCCCCUCUCCUCUAAGAGCAUAAAAUGUCAGCCUUGACCUUGGGAAUCCCCAUCCCGAUCUGGCAGGCUGACCCAAAAGCCUAAAACACGGCUGGCGAAAAUCUCCCUACGGAAAGGAGUGCCUGCCUGAAAAGCAUGAGCUGUGAGCAUCCGGGGUCUUUGCUGGCUUGUCUUUCUUCUGAAUAAACAGAGUUUGUGUCAGGUGAGCUGGUACCAUCUCCGAGGAACAGACCGCACCUGGAGCCAAGUGGGCAGCUGCAGUGCUCUGCGGAGGCGCGAGGGGCUAUCAGGAGGGGAAAGUGGGGGCCGAAAAAGCAGCUGCAGAGAGCUGUUCACCAGGCAGCAGAGGCCAGACCCUGGCAGGAGGACACCUGCAGCCUCUGCCAGCUGCUCAGGCGUGCAAGGCGGCGGGUGGAACCACACGCAGGGGUGCCGGGGUGGGACACUGUGCCUGGGGCGCGGGCUGAGGCAGUGAGGGCACAGCGGGGAGCGUGGCCCGGCCGGCUGGGCCACCCUGCAGAGAGCGCGGCACAGCUCAGGGCUCUCUGUCCUGCUAACCGCAGUCGCCUGGGACCCGCUCCCAGGGCUCGGCACCAAAAUUUGCAUCUGGCCCGUGCCAACCGAGAGGCUAGGGCACAAAACACGCCGUUACUAGGCAUGAGGCGCGCCCGCCAAAUUAACGUGGUUUCACACGGGGUUCUUACACCGCAAACGCUCAGGUACCGCACGACCGAUCGCUAGCACCCACGCUUCCCGUUACUGGCACAGUAAGACUGCGCAAAGCAAUGGUAUUGCUGCAGCACUGUUGCUGCUUGUCUAUGAAUGCAGAGGUCCCUCGAGUCAGUCUGCUGGAGUUACUGAUCUAUGACGCCAGGUGACGCUGGGAGGGUUUCCAAGA
Molecule: messenger RNA, 2880 nt
Organism: Grus americana (Whooping crane)
Lineage: Eukaryota; Metazoa; Chordata; Aves; Gruiformes; Gruidae
Gene: TRIM50
Product: tripartite motif containing 50
Exons: 7
Coding region: 349-1836 (495 amino acids)
Molecular function (GO): zinc ion binding; protein binding
Source: RefSeq, a predicted model, not a curated record